CUGAAAAAAUGAACUGCCUAUUAAGCUACAAAACUUCAGCAGAUAAAAUCCAAUCAUUAACUCGGGUCUAUUGCAGCCGUUUUCUUUGUUAUAAGGGGAGCAUGAAGAAAGCAGACUCUCUAGGAAGUCAUAAAGGGAGUUAAAUCCUCCCUCAAUUUAAUAAAGCUGGAGGGCAAGGCGUACUGUUUGUCAUGGGUUUGUCACAAGCUAUAGAAUUACAGCCAGACCCAUCCAGAAGGCUGCCUGUUGAUUUUUCUAGAGCUCCCCAACACGCACUUUUGAGUUCAAAAUGGGCAGGAAAGGGGGGGAAAUGCCUCUGAUUGUAUAUUUCUUUCAAUCCGCUGGAGGAGUCUGACUAGUGACGGGAAAGUAGAAGCGAUCAGGGGAGAAAUUGUUUCAAAUGCAUUCUGAGAGGUCAGCUGAAGUCAGACUGUCAAACCAGUGAACUUCAUAGAAAGGGUUGGAAUGCUUUGCUACGGUUUUCAAAGGCAGGAGAAAAGUUCUGUUGCUUGAAUGAUGGACCCCACAAUCAAAUGUACUUCAUCCCAAACCUACUUGUGUUCCAAAACAGGGGAGAAGAAAUAGAAGCCUACUUUUUAAUCCCAGAUCUUGCUACUCCAGUGAAUGAAGUUCAGAGGAGAACAUAAAAGAAGUAUGAAGCCUGCAGGUACCAGCACAGAGAUUUCCUUGUUCAGCAAUAUCCUAUCAGCAUAUUCCUUCAUCACAGAAAACCCUGAACGAGCUGCCCUCUGUUUUGUGUCUGGGAUUUGCAUUGGACUUCUCUUGACUUUGUUGGCUUUAGUUGUCCAAAUCUCUUGUCAAACUGAUUGCAAACAGUCAUCAACCCAAAGGCCAUCAUGCAACAGUGACGGUAGUUGGAGUGACAGUGACUCAGAUACUACCUCAGAUCUGUCCGUGCGACGGCAACGUCGAUUUGAACGGACUUUGAACAUGAAUGUCUUUACUUCGGCGGAGGAGCUUGAGAGAGCGCAACGGCUGGAGGAAAGGGAGCGCAUUAUCCGAGAGAUAUGGAUGAAUGGCCAGCCAGAUAUUCCAGGAACCAGGAGCCUGAAUCGCUACUAUUGAUGGCAAUAAAUAGGACUGAACUCAUGGGGUCUAUUAAGUCUGAUGGGAAGAGGAAUGAAGUCCUACUCUAGAAAGGCAAUAUUUUCACUUUACCCUUUCAGUCUAAGGACAACCUUUUUCAAUAUUUUGCUCAGGUUGCAAAGUUGGGGGAAGGGGGCGGGUUUGUUUCUUCUCAAUGCUUUGGUUGCUACAAAUUGGAAGAGCUAAUGAGUGAUACACAAAAAGGUUUUCUCCUCUUUUCCUCCCAAGUAACUAUUCUAAAGAUAAGUAGCUUCUUCUUCUUUAGACUUCACUUUCAAAUUUGGUCCCCAAAAUGACCUUACAAUACAACGUUACUAAACUCCCUGCUCUACUUGAUGUUGCUGUUAAAAAAUGAAUGGGAAACUGGCAUGCUGCAAAGCAAGACAGUGAUCUCCCACAUUUCCCAGAUAAUUUAUAUCCAACAAGGUCUGGGGUCCUCCUAUAGAAAUCAGAGGGGUUCUUUGGAGAUAAAAUUCAAAAUAUUGGCGUUGGUGCUUUGUUUGCUGUCUGCUUUGUGAUUGGCCACAUUCACCAUGGCAUGGCAGCCAUUUCCUAAGAGUGCCUAUCUCUUCCAAAUUUCAGAUGUUUACCCAUUGGGAAAAAAGGUGGAGAACCAUUGUUCCACCAGAUCACUUUUUCCUCCUGCUGUUCAUAGCAGGAAUCAGAGUUCUGUUCCUCCUGUGCAGCUGAUGCCUUCUGGGGAAAGCAGGCAAGGCUCUGAUCAAAUGAAGGAGUGGGGUACGUCCCUCUCAGCUGUGCUCUAUAAAUCUUCCUCACCCUGCAGAUUUGCUGAAAUUAAGCUAUCCAUCUCCUUAAUUCUGACAAUCACUGUUCUCCCCUGGUUAACCACCAUCUUCACCAACAAUUUUUCUUGAAUUUUUAUUGGAAAUAAAGGAAUAUACUGUACAAGAUGAAAGGCUCACUUUAUAUUUGAUGAAAGGCUCACUUUAUAUUUUAGAAAAUGUGAGAUUUAUGGUUGGAAUCUUCCUCCGGGCACAUGUCUAAAAUAUGAAUUUUAACCUGCUUAAUGUUUUAAUAAUAACAAACCUGCUAGAUAUUAUGACUGCCCUUACCAACCAAAAAAGCAGAUCUAAAAUAAAAUAUACAGUUUCUGAGGUCUGUGAGAAGUUAUGGGCAAAGAACAUGAAAAGCCUGGAGCAAUCACUGGCAGCACUUGUUCAAGAGAAAGAAAGAUGGGAAAAUGCUAGCAAGCAUUCAUACUUGCCCAUAAGCUGUAAUUAACAAAGCAUCCAAGCAUGCCUUAAUAGAAGACAAUACCUGAUAAAAGAG
Thamnophis elegans (Western terrestrial garter snake) is the source of this 2397-nucleotide messenger RNA. It is a transcript of the gene EVA1A, whose product is annotated as eva-1 homolog A, regulator of programmed cell death. The record is from RefSeq and is a predicted model, not a curated record. The coding region runs from base 625 to 1086 and encodes 153 amino acids. Lineage: Eukaryota; Metazoa; Chordata; Lepidosauria; Squamata; Natricidae. The transcript is spliced from 2 exons.